ACGGCCGGAAGCAGCUCGCGCGGGCGCAGCUGGGGCGACGGGCGGAGCGCGGCUCUGGACGGUGGACGGUGGAGCUGUGGGGCUACUGAGCGGUGGGCGCUGCUCGAGCGCCUCUGGAGGGCGGCCGGGACCCCUGCGGGCCGGGAAGGGCCGUUCCUCCUCUCGGCCAUUCCUCCUGCUCAGUCCGAGCCGAGCGCCGGCACCAUGUCGGCCUACCCCAAAAGCUACAACCCGUUCGACGACGACGCGGAGGAUGAAGGCGCCCCGCCGGUCCCGUGGAAGGACUCCCGCGACCUCCCCGACGGGCCUGGCGCGCCCGCGGACCGGCAGCAGUACCUGCGGCAGGAGGUGAUGCGCAGGGCCGAGGCCACGGCCGCCAGCACUAGCAGGUCCCUGUCUCUCAUGUACGAGUCCGAGAGGAUCGGGGUCGCCUCUUCCGAGGAGCUCGUCCGUCAGCGUGGAGUCUUAGAACGCACAGAGAAGAUGGUGGACAAGAUGGAUCAAGAUUUGAAGACCAGCCAGAGGCAUAUUAACAGCAUUAAGAGUGUGUUUGGGGGGCUCGUCAAUUACUUCAAAUCCAAACCAGCAGAGACCCCACCUGAGCAGAAUGGUACCCUCGCCCCCCAGCCCAACAGCAGAUUGAAAGAAGCCAUAAGUACAAGUAAAGAACAGGAGGCACAGUACCAGGCCAACCACCCAAACCUCAGGAAGCUGAAUGACUCAGACUCCGUCCCUGGAGGGGCCAGUUCUGCUGUGAGUACUGAGGCUUACCCAAAGAAUGCACACCUUCGAGCCUAUCACCAGAAGAUCGACAACAAUCUAGAUGAGCUGUCCUUAGGACUGGGCCGGCUGAAGGACAUAGCCCUGGGGAUGCAGACGGAAAUUGAGGAGCAAGAUGACAUUCUUGACCGCCUCACAACCAAAGUGGACAAGUUAGAUGUCAAUAUAAAAAGCACAGAAAGAAAAGUUCGACAACUUUAAAGACACAGAAUGAUUUUCACUCCAUUGUGAUGAAAAGAUUUGAACGAUCCUCUUUUAAACUCCCAAGAAAUUUCAUGUAUUAUUUUAGUAUGUAAUUUAACAUGUGUUUGCAAAUGUUAUAAUAGAGUGAGUCUUAAGAGAUUUUGUUGUGAUGAGGAAGUUGUGUCUUACUUUUUCUUAGAGCCAACACCUCUGUCAGUUCUGAACUGAGUUCGCAGAGUUUUAAUCUGAGCACAGUAGCCUGGCCCUGAAUAUCCUGGGCCUUUGAUUACCAUGCUGGAAUGAGAAGGAAGAGUUGCAUUUCCCACUUUAAUGAGCAUAUGGAAAGAUAUGAGCCGAAUUUAAGUCUUGGAACCACCAACCUCUGUUCCCCUGUCUGCUAUAUUUCUCAUUCCUAGGCCUUACCGUGAGUCAGUACUAAGGGACUGUGUGAGCCGGUUGUUUGUGGGAGGAGGGUCCUUCCCACAUCUUUGUUUAGCAGUCAUCAUCUGCUGUGCGCCCCGCCUCCCCCUCACCGCACACACAACCUGAGCUCAUUGUGAUUCUCAGAACCUCCUGGAAAAGGAUCAGCGUGAGAUUUAGGGAUGGAGUGUGUCGACAUUCUUUGCUAUUUUGUUGACAGAUGUCACCUCUUCCCCUCCUGCCCUCUGGCUCUGGCACGUAUUUUAGUAGGAGGAGUUUAGACCAGCACUGCUCACUGUGCUGCUUGGAAAUGUGUAGGGAACUGGGUGAGCCCUUCUUCCUCGUGCCCUCUCCUCUCUAACUCUGUCCAUGGUUAGGAACAGCUUCUCCACUGGCUCGAGGCUGCCUGGCUGGCUGCCCAGGGGCCCUGUUGAGUUUGUGGGAUGGAGCAUCACACAGACUGUGGCCAAGGGGUGGUCUUCCUCCACUGAGCUCUGCACCCCUGUGGGGAUCACAGUCACCAGGCCUUGGGUAUGACAGUGUUUCUUCAGUGCCUGGGGUCUCCAGACCUGUCCUGGAUUCCCACCUACUCUUCUUACACUUCUUGCAAAAUGAUGACGCAUCACUUGGUUCUCUGCCACCUAGUUUUAGGACUGGCACUCCACAAAUGAUGCUGACUUUGUAUGGAAGGAUUUAGCUGAAAAAAAGCCCAGACAUUAUCACUAUAACUAGCCCAGCUGGUUCUUUUCUUUCAUUUUAUAAAAAGAAUCAUUUAAAAGCAUUAAUUAAAAUUUAUUUCUAUAAUUAAAUUUGUGUUGGUAUCGCCAACAAAAUAAUUGAAGCCCCAAGGCUCUUGUCUUUUUUAAAAGCAAAUUAAAAUAUUUUGAAGAUGGUGUCUUUAAAAAGAGAGGUUAGAUCAGACACUAAAAUAACAGUGCCUUUCACCUUGAGGCAUGGCACUGGCUAUGUGACCUUCACCACCUAUAUUCUAUAGCCUAUCAGCAAAGCAAAGGAAACCUCUCUUUUUAAAGUGCUACAGCAAUGCAUCAAUAUUUAUGUAGCAAUUCCAUCCCGUAAUGCAUGACUGUCCUGAAAACACUGACAGCCACCAUUGGCAGACACAACUUUCCAUCCUGUUCCAGCCACCUCAGAGAGUCUGAGCCAUGUCACCAUGAAUAUCCCAGGACGUGAGGACACGUUAAAGGUAAUCAAAUUAGAUGUUUACCAGAUGAGCUCAUCAUGAUUAUUCUCUUGGUAACUGGUAAAAGGAAAAAUUUUAAGUGUAUACCCAGCCCAAACUAAACGAAUUCACAGGGCUUUCAGCAGAAAGGCAGCUCAAAAGCACGAAGCCAGAGUGCGGAGCAGCUGUGUGUGCAUUUCCGCUCAUUCUAGUUGUUUCCAUUUUUUUCUCCUAACACCUUCUUUCAUGCUUCUGUUUAUCAUCAUCAGGUAUAGAGUCAUGGAGAUGAGUCAUUAUACCUCAGACCUAAACUUAUUUUUUCGCAUAAAUACAUGUGAAGGCCACUGCCAGACAGUCGCUUGGCGGCCUGCCAUCUGCAUAACAGGAUUAGUAAUUUAACCGACUUGAAGCAAAGUAGCACCUUAUUUUAUGUACCUGCCCGGUCUUUUGUUGGAUUUGUGAAGCCAGUCACCCCUCUUUCCCCUCAAGCGUAUGGAAGGAGAAAUUUGUCUUCCUCUGACGCAUUAGUGGGCCCCAUGCAUGUUGUUCUGUUCCUGUUCAGACCCUCUUAUUCUAAGGCCUUGGCCGAGGUACUGUCACUAAGCAGUGUGCUGGCCAGCAGCUUCUUUCCGCUGGGUCUUCACCCCUGCUGCCAUGCCCACCAAGGACCAGCUGCUAAUGCUACUUUAUAAAGCAAGGUUGCUUGCAUUUGCAGAAAAUGAAGACCUGAGGAGCGUCCAGAAUCUUUGCACAUGAUAAUUAUGACCAAAAAGAAAACACUCUACCCUCUAGACUUGUCACUCAGAGGUGCCUGGGCUGGGGUUGGCUGUAGGAUGGGCUUUGGUAUGACAGACAAGACCAGUGAACUUGUCCUUGCCAGAUGGGGUCCCUAAAACAGAUUUUUAUUUCCGCAAUCAAGCUGGAAACAAGCUGUGCCUUCAAAAAAGUGGCUUUUCUAACUUUAGUUUUAUGUUAAGUAUGCUACUAACUUAAAAAUAAGUGCAUUCUCCUCAGAGGAAACUAUUUCUAACAUCUGGUGAUGUGUAACUCAGCAGUGAGUUGCCUGUGGCUGUCUUUUUUUGUAUUCUGUAGGAAAGGAGACCUGAAUUUAACUCAGGUGGCAAGAAAAAAAAUACUAAGUGCUUUUUAAUUUCUCUGACUUCUUUUUGUGAAUAUGUAAUUUUAAGUGUACACUACACCAACUUAGUAAAACUCUUAUAUUUUGCCUAUAUAGGCCUUUUCUGCAGAAUUUUUAAAGUUACCAAUGUCUUUAAGCAUCUUCAGCUCUGAUCAAUGAAAUGUCUUGCGUAUGGAAUGAUGAGCUAGUCAUUGGAAGUGCUCAUGGGAGGGGGCUUUUUGUUCAGUCUGUAUCAGAACAGCGUUUGUGCUCCAUGCCUUCAACUCAACAAAUGACCAUAAUCCAUAAAAUAAAAUGUGAAGUUUUUAAAUCA
Messenger RNA from Equus quagga, 4014 nucleotides. It is a transcript of the gene SNAP29, whose product is annotated as synaptosome associated protein 29. Gene Ontology annotation, molecular function: SNAP receptor activity; syntaxin binding. The coding region runs from base 205 to 981 and encodes 258 amino acids. Gene Ontology annotation, biological process: exocytosis; synaptic vesicle priming; synaptic vesicle fusion to presynaptic active zone membrane. The record is from RefSeq and is a predicted model, not a curated record. Lineage: Eukaryota; Metazoa; Chordata; Mammalia; Perissodactyla; Equidae. Gene Ontology annotation, cellular component: plasma membrane; SNARE complex. The transcript is spliced from 5 exons.